GUUUAUAUUGUAUUCAACAAUUAUGUCUUCUUCCAACAUUUCGUCCGUGUCGAAUCAAUCAAACCAUAUUUCAAAAAGCUAAUGGAAUUAAUCAAAUUCUAGCAUUCAUUCGUCGAUCAAAUAAAGAUAGACUUCUUCAAGCUAAAGCAAUAACAACUAUUGCUUAUGUUAUAUUUGAUCAUAAAGAAAAUAAAGAAAUAUUAACAACGGUAGAGGUUAAACAAUUAUUUAUACGUAUUGCAUCAUUACUUAAUGCUGCCGAUGAAAAUAUUCGUAUUGAAGCUGGAGCUGGAUUAGUUACUUUUAUUUGUAAUGAUAUUAAUUAUUAUACUCUUUGUUCCGAAGAACUAUCACUUGAUCCUGAACAUUUUCAAGAAUUAUUAACAUCAGAAAAUAUUCCUGUUCGUUGUAAUGCAGCAUUUCAAGUAAUGAUUAUUGUAAUUCGUCUUAUAAAUGAUAGAACUGCAGCGGAAUGGAUUGGUCGAGCAUUAAUGAUUUUAUUUCGAGUUAUUAGUAAUAAACGUAUUGAUGAUGAAGAAAAAAUUUUACCAACUGAUAUUAUUGGUCGAUUAGCACAUAUACCUACAGGUUUCGGAUUACAUAAACAUUCAGGUGUAUGUGAAGCAAUUAUUGCUAGUGAUGGUCUUGAACAUUUGAUUUCACUAUUAAAUAGUUUAAAUAUACUUUUACAUGGUAAUGCAGCUGUAACGAUCGAUUGUCUUGUACAACAUUCAUCAGAAGGACAACGACGAUUAUUAAAACAAUGUCGUAUUCAUACACAUUAUCUGAAUGUUUUACAAAUGUAUACAUGUAGACCAUCAGCAUUAAGAACAAGAAUCGAUGAGUUAUAUUCAUCAAUUCAUAAUGAACAAGUAUAUUUCCCUCCGAUUCGAACAACACGACAACGUCGAAGUGUACCAACAACGUAA
Messenger RNA from Adineta steineri, 929 nucleotides. The record is from the annotation of a GenBank genome assembly. NCBI's taxonomy places the organism in Eukaryota, Metazoa, Rotifera, Eurotatoria, Adinetida, Adinetidae.